CUUCGCGAAGGUUCCCGAAGCGGCGGCGGCCGUUUCCGGAAGCCUUCGGCGCGGAGGGCGCCCGAGGAGCUGCUGCCGCCGCCGCCGCCGUCCCGCAGUUCCGGUGCCUGCGCCCGCCCGUUACGGCAGAAACAUGGCCCUGCUGUGCUACAACCGCGGCUGCGGCCAACGCUUCGACCCCGAGGCCAACUCGGACGAUGCUUGCACAUACCACCCUGGUGUUCCAGUAUUUCAUGAUGCACUAAAGGGUUGGUCUUGCUGUAAACGAAGAACAACGGAUUUUUCUGAUUUUUUAAGUAUUGUAGGCUGUACCAAAGGUAGGCAUAACAGUGAGAAGCCACCAGAGCCAGUCAAACCUGAAGUGAAGACUACGGAGAAGAAAGAACUGUCUGAAUUAAAACCCAAAUUUCAGGAGCACAUCAUUCAAGCUCCUAAGCCAGUAGAAGCAAUAAAAAGGCCUAGCCCAGAUGAACCAAUGACAAAUCUGGAAUUUAAAAUAUCUGCCUCCUUAAAGCAAGCACUUGACAAACUUAAGCUGUCGUCAGGGAAUGAAGACGAGAAGAAAGAAGAAGACAGUGAUGAAAUUAAGGUUGGGACCUCGUGUAAAAAUUCAGGGUGUUCAAAGACAUAUCAGGGCCUACAGAGUCUGGAAGAAGUCUGUGUGUAUCACUCUGGAGUACCUAUUUUUCAUGAAGGGAUGAAAUACUGGAGCUGUUGUAGAAGAAAAACUUCUGAUUUUAAUACAUUCUUAGCCCAGGAGGGCUGUACAACAGGCAAACACGUGUGGACUAAAAAGGAUGCUGGGAAAAAAGUGGUUCCAUGUAGACAUGACUGGCAUCAGACUGGAGGUGAAGUCACCAUUUCAGUUUAUGCUAAAAAUUCGCUUCCAGAACUUAGUCAAGUAGAAGCAAAUAGCACAUUGUUAAACGUGCACAUUGUAUUUGAAGGAGAGAAGGAAUUUCAUCAAAAUGUGAAAUUAUGGGGUGUGAUUGAUGUAAAGCGAAGUUAUGUAACUAUGACUGCCACAAAAAUCGAGAUCACCAUGAGAAAAGCUGAACCUAUGCAGUGGGCAAGCCUCGAACUGCCUGCAGCCAAAAUGCGGGAAAAACAAGAGGAUAGAACAAAAUAAUUCCGCAUUUUUUGCCUAUUUCAGAAUCCUUACUAUAUGGUGAAAUGGUAGCUUGCUGCUGUACUCUAUUUUUAUUGUGGAAUCUGGCAUUUCAGGGUCAACACUAGGUUGUUAAAAACCAAAGUCUGUUUGUCUUUUUGAGCUUCCCACUCUUUUGCUUAAGAUUGCAUAUUCAUUUUUUUUCUCUCCAGUAGAAAUACAAUUUGUCCUAUACUUGAAGAGGCUUAAAAAUAGCUCAUAGACAGUUACAGUAUUUCUUAGUACAUUAAGUAGAGAAAUGUAAAGGAAAAUUUGUUUAUUUUGCAUCUCUUCCCAUUAUCCCACAGUUAGUAAAGCAAGAUGGAAUGUAAAAUUUUUAAUUAGUAUUAAUAUUAAAUUAAUAAUUGCAUUUCUGUAAUACUUGAAAAUAUUUGAGUGGAGAGAUGGAACUCUGGAUGGUUACUCUUUUUCCUAGGAGAACUAAUUCUGAGGUAGUGUAGUAAGUAGUUAAAGGGAAUAUAGGCAUUAAUAAAUUAAAAUUGGCUUUCAACUAUGAUUUUUUAAAUUUUUUUGUUUGUGGCCUAUGACUUUAAAAAAUACAUGUUCCUCCAUGGUAGUGCACACACUUUGCAAUUGUUAGAUCCCUGUCCUAUCCCCAGCAAUUCCCUCCCCCACCCCCCAAAAAAAAACCCCUUCCAACUGUACAAUUUAAGAGUAUCGAAGUAAGGGUAUAGCGAUAGUAAAUUGUUAGAAUUUACCACUUUUGUGAGAUUAAGCAAUAAUGGUUAGCAACAUUUUUUCCUGAUUUCCGUUUCUUUGGUGUUGGUGUUAUGAGUAUAUUGUACCUGAUUUAUAACCUAUACCUUUCUGAAUUCUUUUGUUACACAUCAAGAGGAAUUGAGUGUGUGCCUGCCUGGGGGAAAAGCUAAAGUUUCAAAUGUAAGAGUAUGGGAGUAAAUUAAAGUGUCAAAAAAACUAAAUAAUUCAGCUUUGCAUUGUGGCAGCUGUGUUUUCCUUGUUGAAUAAUAUAGCUUCAUCCUUUGGAAUUUUUUAAAAGGUGUUCAUGAGACAGUGGACAAUUCUAGGUGAUGGUUUUUUGGUUAUUGUGUACUUUAUAAAAAUAUAGCUAUCACAGAAUUAGAUUAUUUAUGCUCCUUGAGCCCAUUGAAGGAUAGGUUAAUUUUUAAGUAAUGCAGUAGAGUUGUCAAAGUAAACUAAAAUUAAUGUUAUGAAACCGUAAACUCUGAUAAACCAUAUAUGUUUGGAUAUGAGUGAUGCUUAUGUAGAUUAAAAGUAUUAUUUCCCAA
Molecule: messenger RNA, 2415 nt
Organism: Sorex fumeus (smoky shrew)
Lineage: Eukaryota; Metazoa; Chordata; Mammalia; Eulipotyphla; Soricidae
Gene: CHORDC1
Product: cysteine and histidine rich domain containing 1
Exons: 11
Coding region: 134-1129 (331 amino acids)
Biological process (GO): centrosome duplication
Molecular function (GO): zinc ion binding
Source: RefSeq, a predicted model, not a curated record